Molecule: messenger RNA, 555 nt
Organism: Magnusiomyces paraingens
Lineage: Eukaryota; Fungi; Ascomycota; Dipodascomycetes; Dipodascales; Dipodascaceae
Exons: 1
Coding region: 1-555 (184 amino acids)
Source: RefSeq, a predicted model, not a curated record
AUGAUCCGUCAGAUCCUUCGCUGUGCACGCCCGAGUUCUGGGCUCCGACCUUUUGUUAUCCGUCGGUUUCAGUCCACAACCUCAUCAUCAUCUUCUUCCUCCGGGUUUUCUCUCAAAGGAAACCCUUGGGUCCCUUAUAUUCUGUUACUUUCCGUCGUCUCUUCGGCUGUACUUAAAGUAAUGGCUGUUCAACAAGAUAUGCGUGUACUUGAGGAACGCACAGCAGCUCGUCGGUCAGUUCUUGAAGACGUUUUGGCUCGGUUGGAUCAGCACGAGCGUGAUAUUGCAGAAGGCAAAAUUGCUCCAGGAUCCCAGGGUUUUGACGUUGCAAAGGAAAUCCAACAACUUAUAGAGAAAAAGGACUUGGAUAAAACUCUUGAAGAAAUUCUUACCGAAAUGGAAUCAGCAGAAGACGAGUGGAUCGAUACAACACCGGUCCAGGUCACUGCGGCUGUGGCUCCAGAGCAGGCCCCGGAGCAGGCCCCGGAUCUUACCCCUCAACCUAUACAACCUGUCCAGCAAGUUCCCAAACCCUCGACGUCCAAGUUUUUGUAA